GUAUUUUCAAGCUGGGUUGAUAGUCUGACGUCAUCAUGAUAUUUCUUUUUUAUUCAGAAUCAAGAACCCCAAGGGUUAAUUUCAAGAAAUAGUAUAUGAAACACAAGCAAAAAAAUCACCAGUACAAAAUCAAGGACACAAAGAUAACACACAUGUACCAAAACAGAAGAUUUGUCCUCCCGAACUGACUUGCCAAUGACGUCACGAGCGCAAACUAGCUUGCGAGAGAGAACUGCGAGAAUCCGCCUUGGGUUCCAGUCUGUCGUCGGCAAGCAGAAGAGUCCGUGACAUCGUACGGGAAGGAAGGAUUAGCGGCCUCUCUGUGAAGAGUUCUUCGUGUCAUCGUCAGGCCGUAGAGGCAUUAUAUUCUCCAUCAUGAGCCUGUGGGAAUCGAGAGAUAUGAAAAGGCUCAAGGUGGGAGACGGUUUGAGUCGGCAAUAUUAUCUGGCUAACCAAGACGCAGUUCAACAGUCAAACGCCAGCUUUUGGACGGGAAUAAAAUGUGUAACAGCGGUAAUGCGCUUAAGGAACUUGCUGGUUGGAUGCCUCUCACUAUGUUUGGUCAGCAAGCCAUGGAGAGUGUUGCAAUCUGCCCUGGUUAGUGCCUCAGAAGCAGCCCAGACUUCGGUAAAGCAGCCCAAACCACAGCCACUAUUUGAGAGCAUCACAACAUUGGGAAUCUCGUAUUUACACAUAAGUCCAAAACUAAGGAUAUGUUACUUCAUUUCCAUACUGUUUUUUAUGUCCUUUAUGGGAGAUAGUGUAGAGGUUCCCCACCUACAGCUUUUAACGGGCAAGAAAAGUACUCUUAAUCAGGUUUUUGUGAAACUCGGAUGGGGAUGGACUUUCUCCAUUAUAGGCAUUUUCAGUCUUUUUUCUCUUCUAAUUCACAAAGACUGGAUCAAAAGGAUGAAGUGCAUUGCUGUACGUUUGGCUAUCACAACAUUCUUUUUUUUCAUAUGGUGCUCGAUCACCUUUCCUACCAUUGAAAGGUAUACUGGCUACUGUAUUCACAACGGUAUUUCAUUCUCCUUCGCCAAAAGAGAAUGCGUUAAACGGCCAGAACAUGAGUAUGUCUCCUUCGAUAUCUCCGGCCAUUCCUUUCUGCUGACCUACUGCAUUAUGAUCAUAAUUGAAGAGAGCAAAGAGAUGUUAUACUUUCUUCAGCUCAGUAGAUAUUUCCGAGGAGCUCCUCCCUUAGAAGGAAACGAAUCUCAGGUUCUAGACAAGGAGGUGAAGAACCUAGAAAGUGUAUUUAAAAUAAUGUCUCCAUUGAUUAUCCUAGCUUUUAUGGCCAUGGUGGCAAUUUCUCUGCUCUGGGAUUUGAUGUUGAUUGUAACAACCAUUUAUUACCAUUCAUUGUUGGAAAAGUUACUUGGCACAGUGCUUUCUCUGUGCAUGUGGUAUAUUUUAUACAAGAGAAUCUUUUUUGUUUUGCCUGAAAUAUUGUAAUAAAGUUUAUAUAGAAAGCCUAUAAAGAGUACAAGAAGAAAUGUUAAAUUUUGCAGUCUUUAAUUUAGUAAUUGUCUUUCUUUUGGUAAUAUCCAUCUUUCUUCCAUUGGAUAUGAGAGGAACUAGUAAUUUUUAACAAGAAUAUAUAUUUAUUUGUAUAUAUUGUGUGGAAGUGUUUUCAUUUGUAAGUAUGAUAAAUCAUACUAUGGUAAUCAGAAAAGUUCUUUUGCAAAACUAAAUAGCUGUAAUACCAAGAAUUUCUGCUUAUUUUAUUGAUAAACAGAUGUAUUUUUUCAUUCUAUCUAAAGCAAGGGUCACUAGUCUUCUCUGUCCUGGGAUCCUUAGACAGCUUCGCCAAAGUCAGGUCGGUUGACCAAUCAAAAGCUGCAGCCGGCCAGACUUUGGAGAGGCUGUCUAGGGAUCUCAGGACGGAGAAGACCAGUGUGACCUUAGCUGAAAAUGACUCUUUGUUUAAGCUAUUCAUUUAAAAUGGAAGCUAUGCAACUAUUCUGUAAGCCUUUUGUAUUGCAGAGAGGACAUAUAUUUUUAGCUUGAAUACAUUUAGUGCUCAAAUAAAUUUUCUCACAUUUCAUUGGCA
Messenger RNA from Penaeus vannamei (Pacific white shrimp), 2050 nucleotides. Its product is annotated as acyl-coenzyme A diphosphatase FITM2. Gene Ontology annotation, molecular function: coenzyme A diphosphatase activity. Gene Ontology annotation, cellular component: endoplasmic reticulum membrane. Gene Ontology annotation, biological process: phospholipid biosynthetic process; lipid storage; lipid droplet organization. Lineage: Eukaryota; Metazoa; Arthropoda; Malacostraca; Decapoda; Penaeidae. The record is from RefSeq and is a predicted model, not a curated record.